UUUGAGGUUAGUUAUCAAUCGAGUGUCAGUUCAAGUCAAGAUUGCUGAUUGCAAGUGAUAGUAAAAUGACUUGACUGAAUUUAAAUUCAUUAAUUUUAUACAAAUACUUGUCCACUACAGUGUUAGUGACAAGUUGUUUAACUAUUCGUUGUAAUUUUACCGCUCUUACACAUAAAAGUUUCGAAUGCAUUAAGUGUGCAAUUUCGUGAAAUUGAAUGAAAAUAAAGUUUGUAUAAAUAAUUAGGUAUGGAAAGUGAGAAAACAAAUGUGGUCCGUGUGGGAUCUAGGAAAAGCGAGUUGGCACUUAUUCAGACAAACUUUGUCAUAGAUAGUCUGAAAAAAGUAUACCCUGAUAAGGAAUUUAUAAUAGUAUCUAUGACAACAUUGGGAGAUAGAAUACUCAAUGUGUCAUUGCCGAAGAUUGGAGAGAAAUCUCUAUUCACAAAGGAUCUAGAAGAUGCACUCAGGAAUAAUUCUGUUGAUUUUGUUGUACAUUCACUUAAGGAUUUGCCGACUACUUUACCUGAUGGCUUAGCUAUAGGUGCUGUGUUUGAACGAGAAGACCCAAGAGAUGCAUUGGUACUACGAGAGGAUUUAAAUACGCACACUUUGAGUACUUUACCAUCAGGAUCUGUUAUAGGUACCUCCUCACUUCGUCGUACAGCACAGUUAAGAGGAUUAUAUCCGCAAUUGUCUGUGAUCGAUGUUCGAGGAAACUUGAACACUAGGCUGAAGAAAUUGGAUGCACCAAGUAAAGAAUAUUCUGCGUUACUUCUUGCUAAUGCUGGACUGGAAAGGAUGGGAUGGGGGAAUAGAGUUUCUAAAAUAUUACCGUGUUCAGAAAUAAUGUACGCGGUAGGUCAAGGGGCGUUGGCAGUAGAGUGUAGAGCAAAUAAUGAAGAUAUAUUACAAAUGCUUGCUCCCUUCAAUCAUCCGGAAACUUAUUGUAGAGUGCUAGCGGAGAGGAGUUUUCUUAAAACAUUGGGCGGUGGUUGUAGUGCCCCAGUAGGUGUUUCAACUAAAUUAAAAAACUCAGACUCCCAAUACAAGUUUACGAUAGAUGGCGCUGUAUGGAGUAUGGAUGGAGCGACAAAGAUAUAUGAAACAUUAGAGUUAGUGUUGCCACAAAUAAAAAAGACACAAAAACAUAAAUUAAGUCCAACGGAAGAAACUGAUUGUAAAAAAUUAAAAAAAGAAGAAAACGGAGCUCCGAAGGGACUUGAUGCUGUUUUAGAAUUAAAUAGAAGAAUAUCUGAAAGAGAAAAUAAUGUAAAUUGUGAAGAUACAAGAUCUAUGGAGGAGAUUGCCAGUUUAAAAUGUCCAAUGUUUUGUGGUUUGUCUGAGAAUAGCAACAUUCCUAUUGAUGUUAUUGAGAAAUGUGAAAAAUUAGGUAAAGAUUUAGCCAAUAAUUUGAUAUCUAAAGGUGCUUUAGAAGUUAUGAAAGUAACACAAGAUUAUAUAAGAAGUGCGGCUCAAAAAUCUUGAUUGUUGAUUUUAUUUUUAUCUAUGUUAGAUACAGGGAAUUGUUUAUAUUAUUCAUUUAAAUCUAUAUUGAUUCCUUCGUGACAUUUAACAUAACCUUUUUUGUGUCAAUAGUGUUGCCAUUAUUUAGUAUUUUAUAUUUAUUAGUAAUUAUUAUGUUUUUAUUUAGUAAAUACCUAUAUUUAUGUUACA
Molecule: messenger RNA, 1674 nt
Organism: Papilio polytes (common Mormon)
Lineage: Eukaryota; Metazoa; Arthropoda; Insecta; Lepidoptera; Papilionidae
Product: porphobilinogen deaminase
Exons: 7
Coding region: 247-1485 (412 amino acids)
Biological process (GO): heme biosynthetic process
Cellular component (GO): cytoplasm
Molecular function (GO): hydroxymethylbilane synthase activity
Source: RefSeq, a predicted model, not a curated record